GGCUGCGGCGCUGGGGGCGGGGCGGCCUGGCCCGGGACACCCCCUCCCGGUCCCCUGGCGGGGCGGCUUCGGCUCCCGCAGCACUGGAGGCAGCAGCGGCCGGAGGGCGACUUGCGGGGCGCGCCCGCCCGCCGCGGACCGGGACGCUUUCCUCUCCGGGACCCUGUGCCGACUCCCUCCGCCGCGCUGUCCCGCGGGAGCCGGCGGGACCCCCGGCCGACAGGGAGCGCCGGCGGCGGCCGCGGCACCAUGAGGCGGCUGUGGGGCGCGCUGCUGCUUGGCGCCCUGCUCUGCGCACACGGCCUCGCCAGCAGCCCCGAGUGUGCUUGUGGUCGUAGCCACUUCACGUGUGCGGUGAGUGCCCUCGGCGAGUGUACCUGCAUCCCUGCGCAGUGGCAGUGUGACGGGGACAACGACUGCGGGGACCACAGCGAUGAGGACGGCUGUAUGCUGCCCACCUGCUCUCCUCUUGACUUUCACUGUGACAAUGGCAAGUGCAUCCGCCGCUCCUGGGUGUGUGAUGGGGACAACGACUGCGAGGACGACUCGGACGAGCAGGACUGUCCCCCCCGGGAGUGUGAGGAAGAUGAGUUCCCCUGCCAGAACGGCUAUUGCAUCCGGAGCCUGUGGCACUGCGACGGGGACAAUGACUGUGGUGACAACAGUGAUGAGCAGUGUGACAUGCGCAAGUGCUCUGACAAGGAAUUCCGCUGCAGUGACGGAAGCUGCAUCGCCGAGCACUGGUAUUGCGACGGUGACACCGACUGCAAAGACGGCUCUGACGAGGAGAGCUGUCCCUCAGCAGUGCCAGCGCCGCCCUGCAACCUGGAGGAGUUCCAGUGUGCCUACGGCCGCUGCAUCCUCGACAUCUACCACUGUGACGGGGAUGAUGACUGCGGAGACUGGUCAGACGAGUCCGACUGCUCCUCCCACCAGCCCUGCCGCUCGGGAGAGUUCAUGUGUGACAGUGGCCUGUGCAUCAACGCGGGCUGGCGCUGUGAUGGCGAUGCGGACUGUGAUGACCAGUCAGAUGAGCGCAACUGCACCACCUCCAUGUGUACGGCUGAACAGUUCCGCUGCCGCUCAGGCCGCUGCGUCCGCCUGUCCUGGCGCUGUGAUGGGGAGGACGACUGUGCAGACAACAGUGAUGAAGAGAACUGUGAGAACACAGGAAGCCCCCAGUGUGCCUCGGACCAGUUCCUGUGCUGGAACGGGCGCUGCAUCGGGCAGAGGAAACUGUGCAAUGGGGUCAACGACUGUGGGGACAACAGUGACGAAAGCCCACAGCAGAACUGCCGGCCCCGGACGGGUGAGGAGAACUGCAAUGUUAACAACGGUGGCUGCGCCCAGAAGUGCCAGAUGGUGCGGGGGGUGGUGCAGUGUACCUGCCACACGGGCUUCCGGCUCACCGAGGAUGGGCACAUGUGCCAGGAUGUGAAUGAAUGCGCUGAGGAGGGGUACUGCAGCCAGGGCUGCACCAACAGCGAAGGGGCCUUCCAGUGCUGGUGUGAAGCAGGCUAUGAGCUCCGACCUGACCGGCGCAGCUGCAAGGCUCUGGGGCCGGAGCCUGUGCUACUGUUCGCCAAUCGCAUCGACAUCCGGCAGGUGCUACCGCACCGCUCCGAAUACACGUUGCUGCUCAACAACCUGGAGAACGCCAUUGCCCUUGACUUCCACCACCGGCGUGAGCUCGUCUUCUGGUCGGACGUCACCCUGGACCGGAUCCUCCGUGCCAACCUCAACGGCAGCAACGUGGAGGAGGUUGUAUCUACAGGGCUCGAGAGUCCAGGGGGCCUGGCUGUGGAUUGGGUCCAUGACAAGCUCUAUUGGACCGACUCAGGGACAUCAAGGAUUGAGGUGGCCAACCUGGACGGUGCCCAUCGGAAGGUGCUGCUGUGGCAAAACCUUGAGAAGCCCCGGGCUAUUGCCUUGCACCCCAUGGAGGGUACCAUUUACUGGACAGACUGGGGCAACACCCCCCGCAUUGAGGCCUCCAGCAUGGAUGGCUCUGGACGCCGCAUCAUCGCUGAUACUCAUCUCUUCUGGCCCAAUGGCCUCACCAUUGACUAUGCGGGCCAUCGUAUGUACUGGGUGGAUGCUAAGCACCACGUCAUCGAGAGGGCCAAUCUGGACGGGAGUCACCGCAAGGCUGUCAUUAGCCAGGGCCUCCCCCAUCCCUUCGCCAUCACCGUGUUUGAAGACAGCCUGUACUGGACAGAUUGGCACACCAAGAGCAUCAACAGUGCUAACAAAUUCACUGGCAAGAACCAGGAGAUCAUUCGCAACAAGCUCCAUUUCCCCAUGGACAUCCACACCCUGCACCCCCAGCGCCAGCCCGCAGGGAAGAACCGCUGUGGGGACAACAAUGGCGGCUGCACCCACCUGUGUCUGCCCAGUGGCCAGAACUACACCUGCGCCUGCCCCACAGGCUUCCGCAAGAUCAGCGGCCACGCCUGUGCCCAGAGUCUUGACAAGUUCCUGCUUUUUGCCCGAAGGAUGGACAUCCGUCGGAUCAGCUUUGACACCGAGGACCUGUCCGACGAUGUCAUCCCACUGGCUGACGUGCGCAGUGCUGUGGCCCUUGACUGGGACUCCCGGGAUGACCACGUGUACUGGACAGAUGUCAGCACUGACACCAUCAGCAGGGCCAAGUGGGAUGGAACAGGACAGGAGGUGGUAGUGGAUACGAGUUUGGAGAGUCCAGCAGGCUUGGCCAUUGAUUGGGUCACCAACAAGCUCUACUGGACAGAUGCGGGUACAGACCGGAUUGAAGUGGCCAACACAGAUGGCAGCAUGAGGACAGUUCUCAUCUGGGAGAAUCUUGAUCGUCCCCGGGACAUCGUGGUGGAACCCAUGGGCGGGUACAUGUAUUGGACUGACUGGGGUGCAAGCCCCAAGAUUGAACGAGCUGGCAUGGAUGCCUCCGGCCGCCAGGUCAUCAUCUCUUCCAAUCUGACUUGGCCUAAUGGAUUAGCCAUUGACUACGGGUCCCAGCGGCUUUACUGGGCAGAUGCUGGCAUGAAGACGAUUGAAUUUGCUGGACUGGAUGGCAGCAAGAGGAAGGUGCUGAUUGGAAGCCAGCUCCCCCACCCCUUUGGGCUGACCCUGUACGGAGAGCGCAUCUAUUGGACUGACUGGCAGACCAAGAGUAUACAGAGCGCAGACCGACUGACGGGGCUAGACCGGGAGACCCUGCAGGAGAAUUUGGAGAACCUUAUGGACAUCCAUGUCUUCCACCGCCGGCGGCCCCCAGUGUCCACGCCAUGCGCUAGGGAGAAUGGAGGCUGCAGCCAUCUGUGUCUUCGGUCCCCAAAUCCGAGUGGCUUCAGCUGUACCUGCCCCACGGGCAUCAACCUGAUGCCUGAUGGCAAGACCUGCUCACCAGGCAUGAACAGUUUCCUCAUCUUCGCCAGGAGAAUAGACAUACGCAUGGUCUCCUUGGACAUCCCUUAUUUUGCUGACGUGGUGGUACCUAUCAACAUUACCAUGAAGAAUACCAUUGCCAUUGGAGUAGAUCCCCAGGAAGGAAAGGUGUACUGGUCAGACAGUACCCUGCACAGCAUCAGCCGUGCCAAUCUGGAUGGCUCGCAGCAUGAGGACAUCAUCACCACAGGGCUGCAGACCACAGAUGGGCUCGCGGUGGAUGCCAUUGGCCGGAAAGUGUACUGGACAGACACGGGAACCAACCGGAUUGAAGUGGGCAACCUGGACGGGUCCAUGAGGAAAGUGCUGGUGUGGCAGAACCUGGACAGCCCACGGGCCAUUGUGCUGUACCAUGAGAUGGGGUUCAUGUACUGGACAGACUGGGGGGAGAACGCCAAGCUGGAGCGGUCUGGAAUGGACGGCUCAGACCGGACCGUGCUCAUCAGCAACAACUUAGGAUGGCCCAAUGGGCUGACCGUGGACAAGGCCAGCUCCCAACUGCUCUGGGCUGAUGCCCACACUGAGCGAAUUGAGGCUGCCGACCUGAACGGUGGCAGCCGGCACACGCUGGUGUCCCCCGUCCAGCACCCCUAUGGCCUCACUCUGCUUGACUCCUAUAUCUACUGGACUGACUGGCAGACCCGGAGCAUCCACCGUGCCGACAAGGGGACCGGCAGCAAUGUCAUCCUGGUGAGGUCCAAUCUGCCAGGCCUCAUGGACAUUCAAGCCGUGGACCGGGCACAACCACUGGGUUCUAACAAGUGUGGCUCUAGAAAUGGCGGCUGCUCCCACCUCUGCUUGCCUCGACCCUCAGGCUUCUCCUGCGCCUGCCCCACUGGCAUCCAGUUGAAGCGAGAUGGGAAGACAUGUGAUCCCUCCCCCGAGACCUACCUGCUCUUCUCCAGCCGAGGCUCCAUCCGGCGUAUCUCGCUGGAUACCAGUGACCACACGGACGUGCACAUCCCAGUUCCCGAGCUGAACAAUGUCAUCUCCCUAGACUAUGACAGCGUGGACGGGAAGGUCUAUUACACAGACGUGUUCCUGGAUGUUAUCAGGAGAGCGGAUCUGAAUGGCAGCAACAUGGAAACAGUGAUCGGGCGUGGGCUGAAGACCACCGACGGGCUGGCAGUAGACUGGGUAGCCAGGAAUCUGUACUGGACGGACACGGGCCGAAAUACCAUUGAAGCAUCAAGGCUAGAUGGUUCCUGCCGCAAAGUGCUGAUCAACAACAGCCUGGACGAGCCUCGGGCUAUUGCCGUUUUCCCCCGGAAGGGGUAUCUCUUCUGGACCGACUGGGGCCACAUUGCCAAGAUUGAGCGGGCAAACUUGGAUGGCUCCGAGCGGAAGGUCCUCAUCAACACAGACCUGGGUUGGCCCAAUGGCCUUACCCUGGACUAUGACACCCGCAGGAUCUAUUGGGUAGAUGCACAUCUGGACCGGAUCGAGAGUGCUGACCUCAAUGGGAAGCUACGGCAGAUCUUAGUCAGCCAUGUCUCCCACCCUUUUGCUCUCACUCAGCAGGACAGAUGGAUCUAUUGGACAGACUGGCAGACCAAGUCAAUCCAGCGUGUGGACAAGUACUCAGGCCGGAACAAGGAGACAGUGUUGGCGAAUGUGGAAGGGCUUAUGGAUAUCAUUGUGGUUUCUCCUCAGCGACAGACAGGGACGAAUGCCUGUGGUGUGAACAAUGGAGGCUGCACCCACCUGUGCUUUGCCAGGGCCUCGGACUUUGUAUGUGCCUGUCCGGAUGAGCCAGAUGGUCGGCCCUGCUCCCUUGUACCUGGUCUGGUGCCCCCAGCUCCCAGGGCUACCAGCCUAAGUGAAAGGAGCCCAGUGCUACCCAACACACUCCCUACCACCUUGCGUUCCUCCACCACUCGGACCCGCACAUCUUUGGAGGAGGUGGGAGGAAGAUGCUCUGAAAAGGAUGCCCAGCUGGGCCUCUGUGCACAUUCCAAUGAGGCCAUUCCUGCUGCUCCAGGGGAAGGACUUCACGUCAGCUACGUCAUCGGUGGGCUCCUCAGUAUCCUGCUGAUUUUGCUGGUGAUUGCAGCUUUGAUGCUAUACAGACACAAAAAAUCCAAGUUAACUGAUCCCGGAAUGGGGAACCUGACCUACAGCAACCCCUCCUACCGAACUUCCACUCAGGAAGUGAAAAUUGAAGCAAUCCCCAAGCCAGCCAUGUACAACCAACUGUGCUAUAAGAAAGAGGGCGGGCCUGACCAUAACUACACCAAGGAGAAGAUCAAGAUAGUAGAGGGAAUCUGCCUUCUGUCUGGGGACGAUGCCGAGUGGGACGACCUCAAGCAACUGCGCAGCUCCCGGGGGGGCCUUCUGCGGGAUCACGUGUGCAUGAAGACAGACACAGUGUCUAUCCAGGCCAGCUCUGGCUCCCUGGAUGACACGGAGACGGAGCAGCUGUUGCAGGAAGAGCAAUCAGAGUGUAGCAGCGUCCAUACUGCGGCCACUCCGGAAAGACGGGGCUCUCUGCCAGACACAGGCUGGAAACAUGAACGCAAGCUCUCCUCAGAGAGCCAGGUCUAAAGGCCCAUGGUCCCUCCUCUCCCUCCCCGUUCCUUCUCCUCUAUGGACUUCCGGUCCUUGUGCUCACUUACACAACAGGCCCCCUUCCUAUGUGCUCGUCCUUCUCCUCCACCUCCCACCCCGUAACUGCUCCCGAGCCCUCAACCGGGAGCUGUUUCCACCCGAGUUCGUAACUACCUGUGCGGAAGAAAUGACGGUGCGUCCCGAAAAUUUAGACCUGGAUUUUACCACGAACCUCACCUCUUGCACACUCCAUCCUGAGCGCCUGAAACCAGGCGCGGUAAUGAUUCCUCAUCAGUACAGAGCUCCACCUCCCCUUUCCCUGGUACCCUGCCCCACGAGAACUGAUGACCCAACACUUCACUCUCCCCCAGCAGAGCCAGCCUGGCUGCUUCCCUGAGAGAACUUGCCCAUCAGGGGCUGGGGCAGGGGUCAAGGGUAAAGAGAGAGAUGAAGGAAAGAGAGAGGAAGGAGGAAUAAGCCCCGCUGGUCCGGGUGUCUCGGAAGCCUCCAGCCUCAAGUGCAUUGGUAAUAUGAGAAAGCUUUUAGGGGUGGUUGGGCUGCAUCUCCUGUCCAUUGCUGGCAAUGGAUAUUAUUCAUGCCCUAAGAGCUACUGGUUUUUUUGUUUUUUGUUUUUCGUUUUUUGUUUUUUCAGCUGCCAGUAUUGGUAAAAUCUGGGUGUGACUCAAGCUGUUCUUCCUCCUGCUAGAGUGUCUGGAAGCUUCUACCUUCCGAUGACAGGGUCUUUAUUGCAUGGCGGCUGGCUAAUAUGAAUUCCCCCGCUGGUACCACCACUGGCCAGUAUCCUUAUGUCUUUGACUCUAACUAACCAGGUUGUGAGCAGGGGUUUAAGUAAUGUGGGGCCCCAAGCGCUGAGUUUCUGCAAGGUCCAACCAGCGCUGCUUAGACCAAAAGUAGCAUAUCACCUGAACCUUAAUGUCCUGCCACUCUCUCCCCACUCAUUCUCUGGGAUUCUAAGCAUAGAGAUCCUGAAACACCUUCCAUAGAAGGGCCAAGAGUUUUCAUAAACAGGAAGAGAGAUUGGGUUUUAGACUUGGAGCACACAGGGCCUCAAGGGAAAUAUCCAUGAGGUUGAAGCUCCUGUGUUCUCUCUCAAGUGCUCAGGGAUCUAAGUUAGUGGACAGAGAACCUGUGGCUCUAGGGGUGGUGACGUUCCCAUUCCAACUCUCUUCCCCGCUACGUGAUGGGCUUUCCAGGCUGUGAUGCCAUCACUUGGCUUGUGCUCGUUCACACAAAGAGUGCGUGUCUCCUGCUAGGAUCAGCGGAUUGGAGAUAUUUUGUCUGCCCCAGACCUUCUAUAGACCCCUUCCUUUCCCCCCCAACUCCCUAAUUUGCUUUUUCUGACUUAGCCUUGUGGUGGUAAGGAGAGGGUUACAUCAAAACACAAAGUAGGGGGCAAAGAGUAGAAAGGGAGAACAACCAAUGAAGCCCUCUCAGCCUAGGGCAGAUCCAGACCCUUCCACCCAGGAACUGGAAGCAACAGGAGAGGAUGACGGGUUGAGAAGAGAGGGGAGGGCUUCUCGAGGAAGCUUCCCAAUUGGAAACAUCAUCUGUGGUUAUUGGUAUUGAGAAAUCAGCUGCCACAUGUGAAUGAAAAUGGAGAAGAGCAAGGCUUUUCUGGUCAGUUCUGAGGCUGCUAGAGACAGGUGCCAAGUCUUGAGCCCUACUGGUAAUAGCCAGCGCAGGUCUGGGCCCACACACAACAACCCGGCCAGGCCAGCAAGGCUUUGCCAGUACACACACACAGUGGGAAAGGCGAGGUGCCACUCAUGGGAGGAAAGGGAGAUAUUUCACACUUGACAGGACGGUAAAAAAAGGAGCACUUUGGGUUCUCAGAUUCAUGAUUAAGGAUGGGGAGAAAGUAGGAAAGUGGCAUUUUCUUGAUUGGAAAAGGGGAAGGAUCUUAUUGCACUUGGGCUGUUCAGAAUGUAGAAAAGACAUAUUUGAAGAAAUAUCUAUUUGAGCACUGAUUCACUAUGUAAAAAGCAAAACUUCUCUGUCCUAAACUAAUGGAAGUAAUUCUCCCGCACUCAUGUGUAAUGGUUUUAACGUUACUCACUGGAGAGAUUGGACUUUCUGGAGUUAUUUAACCACUAUGUUCAGUAUUUUAGGACUUUAUGAUAAUUUAAUAUAAAUUUAGCUUUUCUUAAUCACCGUGCCUGGCUUGGAGUCAUGACUAAUCACUGCACCCGCUCUGUCUGGCAGACCCAUGCUUUCGAAAAUCUUCUUGCGACAUCACCUAUAAGUCACUCAGGGAUGUGAGAACAGUGAGGAGCCAUAAAAGGUGUGAGGUUCCUGGCUGGAGGUUCAACUCAUCUUGAGAAGAGAGGUCAAGACCAGAGUUCAUUGGCUUCUGAAAUCCUUACUUCCUCUAGAACAGUGAUAGUAGAUGACAGUUGAGUGCCAAUUCUGAUUGAUUGAUUGAUAGUGGUUGCCCAAGGUCCUGUUGAGAUUCAACAGGGAAGGUGUCAUGAUUUUUAGUGACAUCUCCUUCAGGCACUGGAAAGAAGUGUCAUGGUUUAUAUACCAUGUAUCUUCUAUCUCUGUUCUAAGUCUAUGAGGACCUCUUUGUCCCAGAACUUGACUUUGCCUUGCCGUGAUAAUCACUGGCAAGACUGAUGUAGUAGGAAAAGGACUGGGUACAAAGAAGGUUCAUCACAGGCCCAGAUCUGCUACUAGCUUUUUUUUAUCUUAGUCAAGUUUCAUAAUUACUCUGACAAUGGAUCAAAUCAACAUUGAUUCCUUUUAUUUAGUUUUUAAUUUUUUUCCUUUUAUUUUUAAAAAGCUGCCUUCUCAUAAUUUAUACACUGCCUCUCAAGGCUAGGGCAGGGAGCUAGGGAUCCAUUCUCUGGUUUUCUGGACAUGACACCUCUUCAGUGACAACUGGGAAUCAUGGAAGUCUCGGUGCCAGAUGUGGAAUUGUAUGCCAAGUCUCCAUAGUUGAUUUUCUGAACCUCAAGCCUUUUAUGGAAUAGUGCUUCCUUUCAUUCCUUCAUCUCUUGCUGAGGGCCAAGCCCUGCCCAAGCCUGACCCACAGAGUUUAGACUUGAGCAACAGCUUACAUCCCUACUCUACACCCCCCAACAAAGAAAGAAAGACUGAAGCUUCUCGUAUUUAAAUAACAAUUCUGAGGGUAAUUUACAGUGCGUAAUUCUUCCAACUUGGUGAGGGGUAGGUGUGCUAGAACAGAAACAAGUGUUACAGCUCAAGGACAGCCAUCCCCUUACACCAUGAUUUUUUUUUUUUUUUAAUUCACACCAGAGAGGAAAAAGGAGGACAUUU
Molecule: messenger RNA, 9270 nt
Organism: Mustela erminea (ermine)
Lineage: Eukaryota; Metazoa; Chordata; Mammalia; Carnivora; Mustelidae
Gene: LRP4
Product: LDL receptor related protein 4
Exons: 38
Coding region: 250-5967 (1905 amino acids)
Biological process (GO): chemical synaptic transmission; receptor-mediated endocytosis involved in cholesterol transport; Wnt signaling pathway involved in somitogenesis
Molecular function (GO): protein binding; calcium ion binding
Source: RefSeq, a predicted model, not a curated record